This is a messenger RNA of Aureobasidium musti, 1512 nucleotides long. The record is from the annotation of a GenBank genome assembly. NCBI's taxonomy places the organism in Eukaryota, Fungi, Ascomycota, Dothideomycetes, Dothideales, Saccotheciaceae.
AUGGUGCACACUUUCGCCUCGAGCUAUGGUGUGCCUUUCGUGGGACAAUACACACCACCAGAAUGCGAUUUCAAUAACGUCGGGAUUGAAUGGACUGUUACUAGUGCUGGCCGUCAGUUCGAUCGUCUGGCCGAAAUGUUCUUGGGAGACAUUGAAGUAUGGCGAACUAGUACUGCUGAACCUACCGCUUCUGGUAUCAUCUUCAGGUAUCAGAAGGAUCUGAGCAUGUAUUUGAGUCUGUGGAAGUCACCACAGCAGCUUAUCUUCAGCUUGAAUAAUGUCUAUGACUCCACCUAUACUGGAGCGUUCAACACUACUCUUACAGCUACCUUCUCUUAUAACCCAGCCAAACCAGCACAUGCCGACCUAAUCUUGCCCAUUACUCCUCAGCUCGGAGCUAAUGGUCAGCCGAGCAUCUUCACUCUCCCAGGCGACAGUGCAGCUGUUCAACAGACACUUCCUAGAAACGUCUCUCAUGCGACUGUCUCCAUCGCUGCUACCGGACAAAGCAACGAAGAGUUUUGGUACACCAACGCCCUUCAAUCCGAUAUCUACACUUUUGAAUCAACAAUCGGGACUCUGAUCGGAUAUGGUCCAUUCCGUGAAGUUCAGUUGUAUAUCGACGACAUGAUGGCAGGCGUCGCAUGGCCAUUUCCAGUCAUCUUCACUGGUGGCAUUGCACCUGGAUUCUGGCGUCCCGUAGUAGGCAUAGAUGCUUACGACCUGCGAGAGUAUGAGAUUGAUAUCACGGCCUUCUUGCCAUACUUGCUUGACGGCCAGUCACAUUCCUUCAGUAUCAAAGUCGUGGGUAUGGACGACAACGGAGGCAAUGGACCAGCUACACUGUCCUCAAGCAGCAUCAACAGCUACUGGUUGGUCAACGGCAAAGUGUUCCUCUUCUACGGUGACGAGGAGUACAACGGCACUCACACUCCCCCCGCCAUUUCUACUUCACCUAUGAUCCAAACCACAUCCAACAUCAUCAGUACGACCAAUGGCACAAACACAACCUUGUACUACACAACCACAGCAAAACGCACUUUCACAGCAAAGUCGCCUUUUGGCAGCUGGACCCAAAGUUUGUCCUACAGCAACGAUGGCUACCUUGGAGAAAGUGGCUUAGCAUCAAGCAACAUCCAAACCUCUUCAGGAAACUCUGCAGCAGUUCUCCCAUCAGCCCCAGACUUUUCAAAUACCCUUAGCUACGCAUAUCCCAUAACCGCAAACCUCACCUACGCAUCCACGAACUUUUCCGUUUUCAAUGCUUACGUAGACUAUGGACUCAAGAUUUCGUCGUCGGGUCGUCCAGAUGUAUCGACAUAUACAUUGGUCAAUGGACCUAUGGAUAUGAUUGCGAGACAGUUUGGCAAUGCGUAUUACUCGAGUGUGGCGAAUCACAGCUAUUCGUAUGGAGUUAUGGAUAAGAGAUUACAAGAGGAGAGCUAUGGCACGAGCUACUCGAGGCAUGUCAAGACGGACAACUUGACUAUUACUUAUGACUCGGCGAAUUGA